Messenger RNA from Penicillium subrubescens, 363 nucleotides. RefSeq lists its product as uncharacterized. The coding region runs from base 1 to 363 and encodes 120 amino acids. The transcript is spliced from 2 exons. The record is from RefSeq and is a predicted model, not a curated record. Lineage: Eukaryota; Fungi; Ascomycota; Eurotiomycetes; Eurotiales; Aspergillaceae.
AUGUUGAUGCUGACAAGUCGAAAGGCAAUGCCGUUAGUCCGCUGGAACGGUUACAUUACAAUACACCAGUCUGUUGCGAGGUUGAUCGCAUCUGGAGAUCAGCCCAGCCCAAGCCCCUGUCACCAAGUGCACCUUGCGACCGAACCCCUCGUUGGCCACCAGGCAGCCUUUUAUGACCAGAACCUACGGCAAGUUUCCCCGGGACAGUGCUUCGAUGCAGCGAUUCAGGAUGGCACGAACACGGAUUUUAUGACAUUCAGCCACAAUCUGGCUGUAAGUGAGGAGAUGGUGGAUUCGAUCACACGGGCACUCCAAGCCGACAGCGACGAUGAUCGGCAGGCCAAACGCAAGCAGCAGACUUGA